Messenger RNA from Branchiostoma belcheri (Belcher's lancelet), 2598 nucleotides. RefSeq lists its product as uncharacterized. Bases 6 to 1694 code for a protein of 562 amino acids. The transcript has 14 exons. NCBI's taxonomy places the organism in Eukaryota, Metazoa, Chordata, Leptocardii, Amphioxiformes, Branchiostomatidae. The record is from RefSeq and is a predicted model, not a curated record.
GCAAGAUGGCGUCCAGCUCACUGGAACACGGCGGCGAUGGUCCGGUAGAGGGGCUGCCUGGCGGGACCGGAGUGCUCCCAGGCGGGCCAGGGGUGGGCGUUACAACUCCGGGAGGGAAGCAGCUAACGGUUACACCAGAGGAAAUGCAGAUCUUCCAACAGUGUCGAAGAGAGAGCUUCUUUUACAGAUGCCUGCCCCUAGCUGGGGUUUUUGGACUUGCCACCAACAGAUUACUUGCUGCAGGGUUUCUGAAGACUGGGAGAUUUGGAACAGGCCCUAAGUACAUGCUUGCAGCAAUAGCAGGCUGGGUGCUGGGGAAGUGGUCCUACAUGAAAACCUGUGAAAACAAAUUUCUCUUACUGGAGAAUUCUAACAUUGGAGACUUGAUUAGAAAGAGAAGAGGAAUGGUGCCCAUUGGUGGUGAUGGUCCUAGUGCAGACCAUUGGGGUACACCAGGGCAUGAGGGGAGUGGAACCCUGCAGGCUCCAGACAUGGGUUAUGGUCAAUUUAAGUCUCCUGGUCAAUCUUCAGAGUAUGGCAGUUACUCAUCAUUUGGGCAGGACUCCCCUGGGGCUUUCAGGGACACUGAAGAGGACUUAUCAGGACCUGUAGAAGCCUUUGGCCCAAUGUCUGUCCCUGAGGAUGAACAGUCCAAGAAGUACAUGACGUACGAAGAGUUACGGAAGCGGAAUCGAGACUCCUCACCGCCGCCGGUGUCUACACCACCUCAGCCGUCAUUUCAGCCGGCCUACAGGAUUGGUCGGGACGGCAACAGGGAGAGUAUUGAAGAAAGGUCGUCAGACGCUCAGUUAGAGCCCAAAGCUUUCAAAAUGGCGCUCGCCAUGAUCCAAACUUAUCUUGUGGGAGUUCAAGCGACGGUUUCCCAGCUAAUACAGGGCCACCGAUGUCUGAAAGAUCCAACAAGACAAGACGGGAAGGUUGCCAUAGUAACAGGUGGAGCAAAGGGAAUAGGACUGGAAGUGACUAAAGGACUGGCACAACUUGGCGUCCAUGUCAUCAUAGGUGGGCGGAGCCAAGAUGAAGCAAACACAGCCAUAGAAACUAUCAAGGGGUCCUGUCCACAAGCCAAAGCUGGAGUGAUGUUGACCCCUUACAGUCUAACAGAGGAUGGAUUUGAGACACACUUUGGAAUCAACCACCUCGGUCACUUCCUACUGACCAACCUGUUACUGGACGUCCUGAGGUCCAGUGGAAAACCUGAGCGCUGGUCACGAGUAGUGUUUGUAUCUUCGGCCGUACAUUCCAUUGGAGAUAUUGACUUUGCUGACUUAAACAGCAGCAAACACUACUCCCCACAUGCAAGAUAUGCUCAGAGUAAGCUUGCCAAUGUCCUCACCACUUACGAACUUCAGAGAAGGCUAUUGGCCGACCAAAGUCAUGUGACUGUCAAUGCCCUUCACCCUGGAGUUGUGAACUCUGACCUCUACCAGCAUGUCCUGUGGCCUUUGAGAAUGGUACAAAGCAUCAUGGGAUGGAUCGGUUUGACAAAGACUCCUGCACAAGGUGCAGACACCAUCCUGUAUGCUGCCAUGUCUCCUGACCUGGAGGGCAUAGGAGGUCGUUACCUUGAUAACUGUCAGGAGGUCCCAUCCAGCGACCAAUCAUACGACAGAGACUUACAGAGGAGACUCUGGGAGGAGAGUUGUAGAGUUGUACAUUUGGAAAACCUGUAAAUAUAAGCAGUGAAUGAUAAUUAAGUCUAUAAUAAAAUCUACAUAGGCCAAAGCAACUAAAUUUUAUGGAUGAUAUCCUUCGCAGACUCCAAAUCUAAAGCGAUAGGGUAAAAAAAAAAGAUUCCUACAUUUUCAAAUUUUGACAUUAUAAACCUUGUUAAGUAACGCAAGUCGCAAUCCGGUGAAACCGGUUCAAAACUACCUCCCGAGGUGGUUUGGGAUCGAGGCGCUUUCAAUGCCAUUUGGAACGUUCAGAUGGAGCCACUUAAAUGUGGCUUGGUUGGAAUCUGGAUCGAAAGUGGUUGCAGCAUCCCCGUGUGUAUGGGGCCAAAAAGUGGGAUACAUGUACUAAUAAUAUGUACAUGUAUAUUGUAUGCGGAAAAGCAAGCUGACGCUAUAAUUAUAAACUCAUCAGUCCCACAAACUUAGGAUGAAGGCUGACUCUUUCCAUUGUUUCCCUUUUUAAGCUUGACAUAUUCCCAUCUGGACACUAUAUAAUAUUUAGUGCAGCACAUUUAGCAGUAUAACACAAGAAAACACUUAGAGGCCUGGCUUUUAUUCAGAGCAUGGUGCAUUGGAAAAUAUAUUAUUUAGCGUACAUGUAACUUUAUUAAGGAUUAAUUUGGUCAAAAGUCUAAUGUAUGUCGCGGUGCCUAAUAUCAGCAUUUGCUACCAGUGGGUAACCCAUUGUAAUGCAAUGUCAAAAUUCCAAUAAAAUACAACUUACAGAUAUUAUUAAUAAUUACUUGUAACUGUUACAUCUCAAAAUGUCAGACCUGUAAUACACCCAGAUACCCUGUGAUACUCAGUGAGAUGUCGAGUAAGAAACUACUCAGUAGACUUAAUAGUUUUCUACUAAUCUCCAAGCACAUGCCCGUAGCCAGGGGGGGUUUGGAAGAACCCU